CUGGUCCAGUUGCUCCUGGCCCUGUUAAACGGGGAGGUGAUCCAGGAUGGAGAGUGAUCCUGGGCAUACAGGGAUCCAGCACAGCUGGAGGUCCAGGAUGGAUGUGAUCCGGGAUGGGGGAUGAACCAGAGUGUCCAAAAUUCUGGGCAAAGGGACAGGAGUUGAACAAGAGGUGGGUGGCCAGGGACUGCUUGGGAGAAGCAGAAAGGGACUGGCUCUGGGGGCUCUUCUCAGUGGGAAGGCUGGCUCUGGGGGUGCAGGGACCCCUCCUGGAGCUGUGGGUUUCAAGGCUGUGGGGUCUGGGGAUAUAAGACCCCUCCCGGGAGUACAGGACCCGCCUGAGGGCUGUGGGUUUCCGGAGUGCCGGCUCUGUGGGUGCAGGACUCCUCCACACAUUCCCAGUCUCACAAGUACUGUCUCUGGGGGUACAAGAACCCCACCUGGGGUACCAGAACCCCUUCUGGGUUGCAGGUCUCUGAGCUGCUGGGUGUGGGGGUGCAGGACACCUCCUGGGAACCGGGAUCCUUCCUGGGGGUGCAAGUUUCAGGGAUGCUGGGAGCGCAGGACCCCUCCUAGUGGUGCAGCCUUCCCCUGACAUGGAAUCAUGCUCGGUCGGGCCCGGGUGCUGACGGGUGUCCUGCGGGAGCAGGAAGCCGGGGUGCGGCGGGUGCCACCCAGCCACCGCUCCCAUCCAAAGUUGAGCAGCGAGAGGAGCCGCCUGCGCCCGGCACUGCCGUGGGGUCUGCCUCCCUGCUGGGGGCUCGAUGGCUCCAGUGCUGGCAGUGGGGUCAGCAGCCACAGUGGCCUGGGGUUUGGCCACCACUGGCUUCUUGCUGCUGCUCCUGCUCCUCCUCUGCUCCUUCUUCCACAGGACAAACCGGCCAUCUUCCACCCAGAAAACAAAAGAAAACCCUGAGUCUGUCCAAGGGGUGAAGCUGGCAAGGCUGAGCUCCAGCGACAGGGGAGCAGCGCUGCCAGGAGGCACCCCCUCUCCUGGUGAGUUGCAGGAUAAACCCACAGGAGGAGAUCCCAGGCUGCAUGUGCUGGGCUGCAUACCCAAUUCCCACACACUCUUCGAACCAGCCUUGAGGACUCCAGAGUUUCUGCGGCACCGGGAGCUGCCGGUUCUGCCGGGGGAUACCAGCACAACCAUGGUGGAUCCUAUGCCAGAUCCCGAUGGACGAAUCUAUGAAAGCAUCCGGUACAAAUCUGGGAUACAGAAAAAGCCUGGGAAUGCUGGCAGCACCCCAGGGGACUCCCCAUCUCUGUCCACCAAGGAUGAGCCGAGCAUCUCCAUGCAGGAGAUCAUCACUCAGGAGGAGCCAGGCAGCGAGGGGAGCCCCGUCCCUGUGUAUGCCCGGGUGUGCAAACAGCGCCGGCAGCCUGCCAGGCCCCCUGAGCCCCACGAAGAAGAAGAAGAAGCUCCAUCACUGCCGGAAAAGCGCUUUGAUGUGGGAUAGGAUACCCCAGAGAUGGUUUGGAUCUGCCUCAAGCCCAGCCUGUUCAUACAAGCUUGAUGGAGGGUUUUCCUGUCUGCAGACAGCAGCCAUGGAGAGCUGCCUGCUCCCUCCCCAGAUCUGACAUUAAGCAUAGAUGGCCCAGGUUAUCUCUUGCCAUCCAGCAUGGGUGUCCCUGUGUGCCUCUCCAGGGCAUCCCCAUUGCCCAUUGACUUGUGGGGAGCGGGUUGUGGGUGACCCCCACAUGUGGUUGACUGAAGAAAAACCACAGAAGAAAAAUGUGUGAUUAUUUUUGGAGAAGGUCCAAAAAGAAUCCAAAAAUGAAUACGGUGUUUGGGGGGGUUGAUCAAGUCUGAGCCAGCAGUGUGCCAGCAAUGGCACCCUGCCUUGUGUCAGCAAUAGUGUGGCCAGCAGGAUGGAGGCAGUGAUUAUUCCCCUUUACUCAGCACAGGUGAGGCUGCACCUCAAAUCCUGUGCUGAUUUCUGGGC
Pezoporus flaviventris is the source of this 1946-nucleotide messenger RNA. RefSeq lists its product as uncharacterized. Lineage: Eukaryota; Metazoa; Chordata; Aves; Psittaciformes; Psittacidae. The transcript is spliced from 5 exons. Bases 765 to 1460 code for a protein of 231 amino acids. The record is from RefSeq and is a predicted model, not a curated record.